Tachysurus vachellii is the source of this 1930-nucleotide messenger RNA. It is a transcript of the gene uck2b, whose product is annotated as uridine-cytidine kinase 2b. Gene Ontology annotation, molecular function: kinase activity; ATP binding. The coding region runs from base 188 to 979 and encodes 263 amino acids. Lineage: Eukaryota; Metazoa; Chordata; Actinopteri; Siluriformes; Bagridae. The transcript is spliced from 7 exons. Gene Ontology annotation, cellular component: cytoplasm; cytosol. The record is from RefSeq and is a predicted model, not a curated record.
AGGAAGUGAAACAGCUGCUCUACACAAGGGGCUUUGGCUUUAAUGUCAAAUGCCUCCCUAUUGGAUGAGUUAGUGGCCUGCGUGGGGUGUUGAGGACGGUUUCUUAACUAAGGACAUAUAGUGCACGUAGAGAGGGAGCUGGGAUCGGAUUGGGAUCGGACCUGCAGUCGGACAGCAGCACUGCAGCAUGGCAGGAGACAGUGAGCCCAGACUUCAUGACCAGGAGGAAAACGGUGAUGCCGUUCGGCAGCCGUUUAUUAUCGGGGUUUCUGGAGGUACAGCCAGUGGAAAGUCUUCAGUAUGUGCCAAGAUCAUGGAGAUGCUGGGGCAGCAUAAGAUUGAUCAUCGGCAGCGUCAGCUCGCCAUCCUGAGCCAGGACAGUUUCUACAAAGUGCUCACUCCUGAACAGAAAGCCAAGGCAAACAAAGGACAGUUCAACUUCGAUCAUCCUGAUGCUUUUGACAACGAGUUGAUCUUAAAGACGCUUCAUGACAUAAUUCAGGGGAAGACGGUUCAGAUUCCAGUGUACGACUUUGUCACACAUUCCAGGAAGGACGAGUUUGUGACGCUGUAUCCGGCCGACGUAGUUCUGUUCGAGGGUAUUCUCAUGUUCUACUCGCAGGAAAUCCGCGACCUGUUCCAGAUGAAGCUGUUUGUGGACACGGAUCCAGACACGAGGCUCUCUCGCAGAGUUCUGCGAGAUAUCAGCGAGAGAGAGCGAGAACUGGAGCAGGUCCUGGCCCAGUACAUCACAUUUGUAAAGCCGGCUUUUGAGGAAUUCUGUCUUCCGACAAAGAAGUACGCAGACGUCAUCAUCCCACGUGGAGCCGACAACCUGGUUGCGAUAAACCUGAUAGUGCAGCACAUUCAGGACAUCCUCAACGGCGGCGUCGUGAAACGCCAGAACGGGAACGGCCACCUGAACGGUCACGUAUCCCCUCGAAAGAGGCGCUCGUCCGAGUCCAGCAGACCGCACUGACCCUGCCAAGGCGCUUCCUCCUUCUGCACAGGACGGAAAGGGCCUGGACUUGUGGAACAACAUUCAGCAUCCUUUCGCCACGUGGAAGGCGGAGCUGCUUCAGUGGGCUGAUAUGAGUUUUUGCUUUGUGUUUGCUUUUCCCUUUUUUAUUUCUCUUUCAGCUCGAGGUUAAGAGUGCUGUCUGUUCGUUAUCUUCAUCAUCACCAUCAUCAUCUUCGUCUGUGUCUGUUAAUAAACAGUGUUUAUGUCCUGGCUCAGAAUAUGAAAGACAGUCCAGGUGUUAGGAUGCUGUGGCUGAUGAGCCGAGAGAGAGAGUGUGUGUGUGUGUGUGUGUGUGUGUGAGAGAGAGAGAGAGAGAGAGAGAGAGAGAGAUGCCUUUAGAAACUUGAAGUCAGAACUCAGGAAGAGUGACUGUAAGGCUGGGGUUUAUCCUAAAUGCCAAGUGUUUACAUCCCACCCUUUAUAAGGCGUACGAGUGCAUGGUUAACUAACUGACCCUGGCGUAGGUAUCUGCUAAACCGAUGGUUUUAUACUGACCUCUUUGCUUAGAGACUUCCUAUAUAUCAGAGUGUUACAAGACGGAGUGUUUAUAUAAAACUUGUCUUCACCUCUUAGCAAAGACUUUAAGGCUAUGACGUGCUCUCGAUUCAACGGUCAAAUGGAUUCUCAUGUUAUAUAUGACGACUAUAUACAUAUAUAUAUUUUUUUCCUUCUCAUUAGGUAUUUGACACAUGCUUUAAUAAUCAGUUGUGAUGUCAGGGACAAAAAGUUCUGCAUCUUUAUGCAUCCUCCAGUACUUGAAUCGUAGUUGGACCACUAGAAGGUUAGACAAUUUGUUUUUACUUUUGAUAUUAGAGUAAGAGGGAGAUUUUCGCCCAAUCGUUUACGUGCGGAUUUCUGUCAGAACUUGUAAUGACAUAAACAAAUAAAAAUAAAACCUAAUUUGACAAA